Messenger RNA from Varanus komodoensis (Komodo dragon), 7703 nucleotides. It is a transcript of the gene DOCK5, whose product is annotated as dedicator of cytokinesis 5. Gene Ontology annotation, biological process: small GTPase-mediated signal transduction; cell migration. Gene Ontology annotation, cellular component: plasma membrane; cytoplasm. The transcript has 51 exons. The record is from RefSeq and is a predicted model, not a curated record. The coding region runs from base 593 to 6085 and encodes 1830 amino acids. NCBI's taxonomy places the organism in Eukaryota, Metazoa, Chordata, Lepidosauria, Squamata, Varanidae. Gene Ontology annotation, molecular function: guanyl-nucleotide exchange factor activity; small GTPase binding.
CAAAUAGUGUCCAGCAAAUGACCAUCACAGUUGCCUUGUUAGUGACAUGUUAUUUAUAGUCUCCAUGUUGGAAAGGAAAGGUGGGAGUUGAUUGUUUCCUGUGUGGUAAAAUGCAGUCCUUUUGUUUGUAUUGGCUCUAUGCCAGGAAGCAAUAGACCUCCAUGUGGAUGAAUUCGCUGCAUUUCUAGGUUGGGUUGCUGAUGCCGCAUGUUGUCCUUUGACACCAAUCCUUUGAAGCAUGGAACCCAGCGCUGUUCUCUCCUGCUGUUGUCUGAUACCCUUUGUCUUCUCACUGUGCAUUCUGUGAAAUCAUUCAGAAAUGCUUGAUCAGGUGGGAAACUGAGAGGCUGAGGGACAUUGGUUUGACCAAGUUGCCCUUGGCAUCAGUUGCAGAACGGGGGCUGGAACCUUGGCUGGAUGGAUGGCUGUCUCCAUGAUGCUCGGAGCACUCCAGGGGACGCUGGCCCCGAUCUGUUACUGACUUUUGGCUUUUCUUGGUUUCUUUUUUUCCUUCCUAGCCAUCUACAAUUAUGAACCCGGUCAGGAUGUGGAACUCGCCUUGCAGGUUGGUGACACAGUUCACAUCCUGGAGAUGUAUGAAGACUGGUACAGAGGAUACACCCUUCGAAAUAAAUCCAAAAAGGGCAUCUUUCCAUCAACAUACAUCCAUCUGAAAGAGGCUACAGUGCAGGAUGGCGGACAACACGAGACAGUCAUUCCUAGUGAACUGCCCUUGGUCCAAGAACUCACCUCCACCCUACGGGAAUGGGUGGUUAUCUGGCACAGACUGUAUGUGGAGAACAAGACCACCCUCUUCCGCCAUGUGCAGCAGAUGACCUAUAGCCUCAUUGAGUGGCGAUCCCAGAUCCUCUCGGGGACACUCCCCAAAGAUGAGCUGGCUGAGCUCAAGAAGAAAGUCACGGCCAAAAUAGACUACGGCAACAGGAUCUUGGGGCUGGACCUGGUGGUGCGAGAUGAUAAUGGGAACAUCCUGGAUCCAGAUGCUACUAGCACAAUAGCACUCUUUAAAGCACACGAGACAGCAUCGAAAAGAAUCGAUGAACGAAUCCAAGAAGAAAAGUCUGUCCAGCAGAAUGUGGACCUGCGAGGACAGCCUAUCUUCAACACAACCCACACGUACAGCCUGUACGUCAAUUUCAAGAAUUUUGUCUGCAACGUCGGAGAGGAUGCAGAGCUGCUUAUGAGCCUCUAUGAUCCCGAUCAGUCCAAGUUCAUUAGUGAAAACUAUCUGGUGCGUUGGGGAAGUAACGGGAUGCCAAAGGAAAUUGAAAAGCUGAAUAACCUUCAAGCUGUCUUUACGGACCUCAGCAGUUCGGAUCUGAUCCGACCACGAAUCAGCCUGGUGUGCCAGAUUGUGCGGGUGGGCCACAUGGAGCUCAAGGAAGGCAAGAAGCACACCUGCGGCCUCCGGAGACCCUUUGGAGUGGCAGUGAUGGACAUCACUGACAUUAUCCAUGGGAAAGUAGAUGAUGAAGAGAAGCAGCAUUUCAUUCCUUUUCAGCAGAUUGCCAUGGAAACCUACAUCAGACAGCGACAAUUAAUCAUGGCUCCUUUAAUAACCUCCCAUGUGAUUGGAGAGAAUGAGCCCCUCACCUCGGUCUUCAACAAAGUCAUUGCUGCCAAGGAAGUGAAUCAUAAGGGGCAAGGUCUCUGGAUUUCUCUGAAGUUGCUGCCCGGAGACCUAGCUCAGGUUCAGAAGGACUUUUCUCACCUUGUUGACCGAUCGACAGCGGUGGCCCGCAAAAUGGGUUUCCCCGAGAUCAUCCUGCCUGGCGAAGUUCGGAAUGACAUCUACAUCACCCUGAUGCAUGGAGAAUUUGACAAAGGGAAAAAGAAGACCCCCAAAAACGUAGAGGUCACCAUGUCUGUUCACGAUGAAGAUGGCAAUCUCUUAGAGAAAGCCAUCCAUCCGGGUGCUGGUUAUGAAGGAAUCUCAGAAUACAAGUCUGUUGUCUACUAUCAAGUCAAGCAGCCCUGCUGGUAUGAAACUGUAAAGGUAUCCAUAGAAAUAAAAGAGGUCAGCCGAUACCACUUAAGAUUUACUUUCCGUCAUCGAUCAUCACAGGAAUCACGAGAUAAAUCUGAAAGAGCGUUUGGACUGGCUUUUGUGAAGCUGAUGAAUGCGGAUGGCACCACUUUGCGGGACGGCAGGCAUAACUUGAUAGUUUAUAAGGGAGAGAACAAGAAAAUGGAAGAUGCUAAGUUUUACUUGAGUCUUCCUGCCACCAAGGUAGAAAUGGAGGACCGGGAAGGUCUUCCAGCCAAGCAUCACACAGCCAACUUCACCCCAACCAAAGACAGCACCAAAGACAGCUUCCAGAUCGCGACACUCAUCUGCUCCACGAAGCUGACACAGAAUGUUGACCUACUGGGACUGCUGAACUGGCGUUCAAACUCCCAGAACAUAGCACACAACCUGAAGAAGCUGAUGGAGGUGGAAGGAGGAGAAAUCGUCAAGUUCCUACAAGACACGCUGGAUGCACUGUUCAGUAUAAUGAUGGAGAUGUCCGACAACGAAUCGUAUGACUUCCUUGUGUUUGAUGCCUUGGUAUUUAUUAUUUCCCUGAUUGGAGACAUCAAAUUUCAGCAUUUUAAUCCUGUAUUGGAAACUUAUAUUUACAAGCAUUUCAGUGCCACCCUGGCCUAUGUAAAGCUUACCAAAGUUUUGAACCACUAUGUUGGAAAUGCGGAUGACUCCAGCAAGACGGAAUUGCUCUUUGCUGCGCUGAAAGCCUUGAAGUACCUCUUCCGGUUCAUAGUUCAGUCAAGGGUGUUGUACCUGGGCUUUUAUGGGAAGAGUGAAGAUGGAGAAGAGUUUAAUGAUGCCAUCCGAAAGCUGUUCCUCUCCUUUAACCUCCUCAUGGACAGGCCCCUGGAAGAGGCGAUUAAGAUCAAGGGGGCUGCCUUAAAGUAUUUACCAAGCAUCAUCAAUGAUGUCAAAUUAGUCUUUGAUGCAGUUGAGCUCAGCGUCCUUUUUAGCAAAUUUAUCCAAAGCAUCCCCGAUAAUCAGCUUGUCCGUCAGAAGCUCAACUGUAUGACGAAGAUUGUGGACAGUGACCUGUUUCGUCAAGCAGAAUGCCGAGACAUUCUCCUGCCUCUGCUGGUCGAUCAGCUAAGUGGACAGCUGGAUGAUAAUUCCAACAAGCCUGACCAUGAUGCCUGCUCACAACUCCUUAGCAACAUCCUGGAGGUUUUGGAUCGGAAGGAGGUGGGUCCCACCACAGCCCACAUCCAGCUGAUUAUGGAGCGCCUGCUGAGGAGAAUAAACCGGACUGUGAUUGGCAUGAGCAGACAGUCUCUUCACAUUGGUAGCUUUGUUGCCUGCAUGAUGGCCAUCCUGAGACAGAUGGAUGAUUCCCAUUAUAAUCACUACAUCAGCACCUUCAAAACCAGACAAGACCUUAUCGAUUUCCUGAUGGAAACUUUCAUCAUGUUUAAAGACCUGAUUGGAAAGAAUGUCUAUGCAGGUGACUGGAUGGUCAUGAACAUGAUGCAGAACAGGAUUUUCCUUCGAGCCAUCAACCAAUAUGCCUCCGUGCUCAACCGUUUCUUUUUGGACCAGGCAAGCUUUGAACUGCAGCUGUGGAAUAAUUACUUCCACUUGGCAGUUGCAUUCCUUACCCACGAAUCUCUUCAGCUGGAGACCUUUUCUCAGGCUAAACGGACCAAGAUGGUCAAGAAAUAUGGUGACAUGAGGAAGGAUAUUGGAUUCAAGAUAAGGGACAUGUGGUACAACCUUGGGCCUCACAAGAUCAAGUUCAUCCCCUCCAUGGUAGGCCCAAUCCUGGAGGUGACCUUGACGCCAGAGCCUGAAUUGCGGAAGGCAACGAUCCCCAUCUUUUUUGACAUGAUGCAGUGUGAAUUCAACUUCAGCGGGAGCAGAAACUUCCACAUGUUUGAAGAUGAGCUGAUAACUAAACUGGAUCAGGAAGUGGAAGGAGGUCGAGGGGAUGAGCAGUACAAGUUUCUGCUGGAGAAACUCCUGCUGGAACACUGUCGGAAGCAUAAAUACCUGGCGAGCUCAGGUGAAGUGUUUGUCCUGCUGGUUAGCAGCCUGUUGGAGAACCUCUUGGACUACCGAGCCAUCAUGCACGAUGGGAGCAAAGAAAACCGCAUGAGCUGCACUGUCAAUGUGCUGAACUUUUACAAAGAAAAGAAGAGGGAAGAUAUAUACAUCAGAUACUUGUAUAAACUCCGAGAUCUUCACACAGAUUCCGAAAACUACACUGAGGCAGCAUACACACUUCUCCUGCAUGCCGAGUUACUCCAGUGGUCUGAUAAUCCAUGCGCCCCACACCUUCUUCAGAGGGACAGCUACUGUGUCUAUUCGCAGCAGGAGCUCAAAGAGAAACUCUACCAAGAAAUCAUUGCUUUCUUUGACAAAGGCAAAAUGUGGGAGAAAGCCAUCCAACUAAGCAAGGAACUGGCUGACAUGUACGAGAACAAAGUCUUCGAUUACGAGGGGCUUGGCAAUCUCUUGAAAAAACGGGCCACGUUCUAUGAGAACAUCAUGAAAGCGAUGCGGCCUCAGCCAGAAUAUUUUGCUGUGGGCUAUUUUGGCCUUGGAUUUCCCGCCUUUCUCCGGAACAAGAUCUUCAUUUACCGGGGCAAGGAAUAUGAGAGGCGGGAGGAUUUCAACCUGAAAUUACUGACCCAGUUUCCAAAUGCCGAGAAGUUGAGCAGCACAGCCCCACCAACAGAAGAGAUCAGAUCUUCCCUUAAGCAGUUUGUUCAGUGCUUCACAGUUAAACCUGUAAUGAACCUCCCAGCAAACUUCAAAGACAAGCCGGUUCCAGAGCAGAUUUUAAACUUCUAUCGAUCCAAUGAAGUCCAGCAAUUCCAAUACUCCCGGCCAUUCAGGAAAGGAGAAAAAGACCUUGAGAAUGAAUUUGCAACGAUGUGGAUAGAGCGAACCACCUAUACAACCGCCUAUAUGUUCCCUGGGACCCUGAAAUGGUUUGAAGUCAAGCAAAUAUCCGUGGAGGAAAUCAGCCCCUUGGAGAACGCCAUUGAAACCAUGGAGCUGACGAAUGAGAAGAUCAGCAACUGUGUGCAGCAGCAUGCCUGGGAUCGAGCCCUUCCUGUGCACCCCCUCUCGAUGCUGCUGAAUGGCAUUGUGGACCCAGCCGUCAUGGGUGGAUACACCAAUUAUGAGAAGGCUUUCUUCACUGAAAAGUAUAAUCAAGAACACCCUGAAGAUCAAGAAAAGAUUGAACUGCUCAAGCAGCUAAUUGCUUUACAAAUGCCUUUGCUGGCCGAAGGGCUUCGGAUCCAUGGGAAAAAGCUGACGGAGCAGUUGAAACCUCUCCAUGAGAGGCUGACCUCCUGCUUCAAAGAGCUGAGAGAGAAAGUAGAGAAGCUCUAUGGUGUAAUAACUCUGCCUUCUUCACUGACGGAGAGAAAGCAGAGCAGGUCUGGAUCCGUGGUUUUGCCAUACAUCAUGUCUUCCACUUUGAGAAGGCUCUCUGUGACAUCAGUGACUUCCUCCGUGGGAUCAACAUCUUCUACCUCCUCAGACAGCACUUCCUCCAGGCCAGGAUCUGAUGGAUCGAUUCUUGAGCCCCUGGUGGAAAGGAGGUGUUCGGCUUCCUCCAGGAUGGAAGAACCGCCUGGCAAAGAUGAUGGCGAGAACCGGCUGAAUAAAUUUAGGCGGAAGGACUGGAGCCUCAGCAAAUCUCAGGUCAUUGCAGAGAAGGAGCCAGAGGCAGAGCAGACCUGCAAAAUGAAUGCAUCUGGAAAAGCACCAAGGCCAAAAAGUCUACAACUCGGGGAGAGCAAACUCACCCUGCUGCAGGGCUCAUCACUCCAGCAAGCCACACCUCUCAGUCCACCGCCGAUCACUCCCAAGACGCCAAGAACCCAAAGCUUUCCUUCUUUGCAAACAGAUGGAUUAGCAGCCAUGAACUUGCCAAACACUCCACCCCCACCUCCACCCAAAUCCAACUCAAGGAACUCCGCAGAGAUCGCCCCUCCAUUGCCCAGCAGGCGAGAAGUCAAGCCUCCCCCGCCCCCUCCCAAAGUGAGAAAAUCCAGUGUCCUGUCUCUGGACCCAGGACUGCAGUGAGAAUGCCAUGCCAGCCAGUUCCAUGCGGCAUAAACCCACUUUCCACUGUUCUACAUAUUUCUUGUGCUUCCCAGUCAUUUCUUCCUGCUGGACAGGCCAGCAUGGGCUCCACCCUCUGGUUCCCAUCAGCCAUGCCAAAACAAUCCAUUUAAAGGCUGACGACGUUUCUUUCUUUGAAUUCCAAGCUUCUGAUUUUCCAGAACGGUGUGCCAAGACACUGAGUGAGGAAAUUCUGGCCGUCUUCCACAUCUGAGUGUCUGCAUGUCCAUCUUGCUUGGUUUCAACCCUUGGGACACCUUCUGCCACUGAAAAAGCAGCUCAAGUUCUCCUUAGCAGAUGUCUUCUUCCUGUUGCUGAUUGAAAUUAACCUUGGUUUUGAAGUGGCAGCAAGCCACAAGCCAUGAAAUACGGCCCCUGAUCUCCUGGCUACUGCAGAGGCCUUUCAGUUGGGAACUGGUAUCUUGGAGAAGACUGCUCUGGAACCUACAGAGCAGUCUCCUGUGGGACCUUCAGAAGAUGCACUGUCCUCGCUUCUAGCAAGCACUCUGGGGCUUGAAUUGGCAGCUUUGCACUCAGAAACUGGGUCUAGCUUGGGAAGCGAAGAUGAAUGACAUGCUUUCAGGUUCAGAGCCUUCUUCAAGUGCACACAGGAAUAUGAGUGCACAGUAUUAGCCAGCAGAGAAAAACCUGGGACAUGGCCAGAGCGAUCAUCAGGGAUAUUUGCCUACUCCACUUUGGCUUGCAGCAAAAUUUGGGCUGGUCUUUGAAAGCUGCACGUGGCCCCUGCCACCCCCUGCCCCCAAAGUUUAUGGCAGAAAAAAAUGGCUCUUGGUUGUGAACUUCAGUAAAACCUGCUAGAGACAAGCGAAAAAGAUAAGUGUGACUUGAAAACAAGGUGAGGACGUUUGCUGCCCGUAUUCAGCAGGGGGCCACCUAUUUUUUGCCACUGCUCCAAAUCCAGCGGUCCAGCAGUCGGACCCGGCAGGGGAGUGGAGUCAGGAGCGGACAGCCUGGGAGCUUGGAAGCAACCCCCAGACUGCUCUGAUGAGCUGCCAGCAAAUGAGGGCAGUAUCUCAGAAUUGGUUCUAUGGACACCCCCGUUCUUCGCAUCCGUCGAUGAGGAGAAGAAACGCCCCCCACCCCCAUGGUUGGACCACAUCUUUUUUAAUGGCCUCAGUAUCUCUCCUUUGAAGAAUUGACCCAUGCCAUGGCUUACUUUAUUAAUUUCUUAUUCUGGUUUAAUUGUGUCUGCACUUGGCACAGGAUUCAGUAUGCCACUACGACAUCUUUUUAUUGCAAUCGAUGUACAUUUCUUUCUCUUUGUAUAAUAGCUGGUUGCCUUAAGGUUGACCUGAAGGUGUAAUUAUCCUUGUGAAUUCAGAGGACAGAUUGCAUAGGGUGGUGCUUCUUAGCCUCCCAAACAAAACGUCAGCGGCUAAGAUGCCCUGCCGAAACCCUCAUGAAGCCUCCAGUGUAUGUACAGCCACAUGUCAUCCCUGCAGCCCUGCCUGUACCCUCAUAAGCCAUUUGAUAAAAUAAUGCCUCCAUGUUUCCUUGGGGACUGUGGGUGGCGCAGUGGGUUAAACCGCUGAGCCGCUGGGCUGGUUGAUUGAAAGGU